GAUGAGGAUAUAGAGAAAACCCCCAAAACACCGGAACCCAUCUCUCUCUCUCUCACUCUCAGAUUCUCUUCUUUUCUCUCUCUGGGAGAAAUAGAGGAGUUUCUCUCUCUCUCUCUCUCUGGCUCAGAGCAUCAGAGUUCUCUUAGUCUCAGCAUUCCUUUUAAGGGAGGUGGAGGGGUUUCAGUACUCUCAGUCUGAGUUGUCUUCCCCAAAAAGAACCCCUUCCCUGCUGGGUUCUGCAACGCAAUACCCAAAUCUCAUAAGCAGCUUUUAAAAAUGAGGAUCCGAAAGCGAUGGCCGCUUACUAACCCUCCUCUACCUCCAUCUUCAUCCUCAUCAUCGCCUCCUCCAUCACUCACAGUUACACCAGCAACAACACCAGAUCUCUCUUCUACGAGAGCCCUUCAUCUUCUAUCCUCCUCACAAUCAGGUGGUAGAGGUGGUGAAGGUGGAGGUGGGGGUGAUGGUGGUUGUGGGUUGCACCGCCUCGCUGAUCUCUCCGUCGUUGAAGCCAGGAGUAGAAUAUCCCCUUCCCGGCCUAGUGAUUUAUCCAAUCCAAGCAUCCCCCAACGCCCCGAUCUGCAGCUCACGAUUGUCCGAGGAAACAACGGCUGGAUUUGCGCCGGCAACGAGAGAGACAUGAAGCCGGACAACAAGGGGGAUUCCGAUGGCUGUAAUUACAUGCACCCCACUCCCUCUCCUCCUAACCAUCUCGAGGAUUCUCAAGUCGGGGUGGUUGGCAUCGCCGGCGGCGGAGGAACUGGACGAGAGCAUGUUGAGGAAAAUAGUUUGGCUCUUCCAACCAAUCGAAGAAAUGAGAAUAACCUUGGUGCACCCACAUCUGUUGGAAUCUCAGCUUCUUCGUCUUUGUCUCAUCAAGUAGGUGGGAGAUGGUGUGAAGGAGAGAGAGCGUUUCCAUUGAAGAAGAGAAGGGCGAGCUAUGAGAGGAAGAUAACCGACGAUACAAUAAAGGAGAAAGAUAAGAAAAUGAAAACUAGAGUGAGAACCAAGGUAGCAAAGACAUGGGUUGAUGAAGACGAUGAAGAUGAGGAAGAAGAUGAUGAAGAAGAAGCAGAAAAAGAAGAACGAAGAGAAGGUAAACUGGUGAAUGGUAAUGGUAAUGGUGCAAAGAAGAGAGGAAGUGUAGGUGUGAUCAUGGAGGGUUCGAGGUGCAGCCGUGUCAAUGGGAGAGGUUGGAGAUGUUGUCAACAGACCCUUGUGGGUUACUCUUUAUGCGAGCAUCAUUUGGGCAAAGGAAGACUCCGGAGCAUGAGCAGUGUUCGCAACCGUGCUUCCACCAUUACUAAUAGACCUAAGAAUAUCAAGGAAGAAGAAAGUGGGUUAAUGUUGUUAUCGUCAUUGUCGUCUUCACCUACUCAGCGUAUGAAGAGCUUAAACCAGGAGGAGUCUGUGGAAGACGAAGAAGAAGAAGAUGAUGAUGAUGACAAGCCAUUGAUGAAAACAAAGAAGAAGAGAAAGAAGAUUGGUAUGGUCAAGGCUCGAUCUAUAAGCAGCUUGCUUGGCCAAACCCAUCACCUUACACCAGCGAUAGUAACUCUGCCACCAUCUUCUGAUCCUACUGGCCAUAACAUGGUGACAUGAAUGCUCUCUCUCUCUCUUUCUCUCUCUCUCUUUGUUCAUGGAAUCUUGUUUGGAUAUACAGAAGUAGGAGUGGUGCAUGAACUAUGAUUUUGUUGGGCUUUAUUUCUGCUAUUCCUUUUUGAAUUAUGAGGGAUGUUUUUGUA
Messenger RNA from Macadamia integrifolia, 1745 nucleotides. RefSeq lists its product as uncharacterized. The transcript is spliced from 4 exons. The coding region runs from base 277 to 1602 and encodes 441 amino acids. The record is from RefSeq and is a predicted model, not a curated record. NCBI's taxonomy places the organism in Eukaryota, Viridiplantae, Streptophyta, Magnoliopsida, Proteales, Proteaceae.